AUGGCAUCGGGUCGGACUCUGGUCUUCGGUGGCCGCGGCUUUGUGGGCGCGGCGAUCUGCAAGGAGCUAGCCAAAAGAGGACUCACUCCGGUGCUGAGUCUGAGCCGCUCCCAGCCGGCCCAAUCCGAGGGCUCCACAAUCCAGGAAGUGGGUGGUGUGGAUGCUCUGAAGCCAGAGACAUUCGAGUCUCUUCUUCCAGAUGCCCGGGCUGUCGUGAUAGCCAUCGGCGAGCCCCCAUGGGUGACGGACAAGGAGCGUGCGAUGAGGUCGAAUGGAACGACCAACAUCACCAUUAUGCAGACGGCUGCGAAGCACAAGGUCCCUCGUGUGGUGCUCGUCAACGCCACGAUGCCAAGUUGGGGUGUCAUAGCUGGAUACCGCGAGGGAAAGUUGGCCGCGGAGCGAGAGGCCUUAAGCUAUCCAGAGAAGUGUGAGUCUCCCUGCAGCGUCCUGGUGAUCAAGCCGGGAGCCAUCUCCGGCACGCGCCAGGAAGGUUGCUUUCAAGUGCCGUUGUGGCUACUGCUGGAACCAAUGCGCUUGGUAAUGUCGGCCUUGUCAGGGCCUUGUGAGGCCAUCGAGAGAUGCUUCCCCAGCUUAUUCGGAGGCGUCUUGCGGCCGCCGGUGCGGGUGGAGGAAAUUGCGAUGGCAGCAGCGGAUGUCGUUGAGGACACGUCUUUUAAGGGCAUCCGCGAGAUCGGCACGAAGGAGCUCGUUGGCUACACGAGUGCCAGUUCCCAAAAGAAAGACUGA
Symbiodinium sp. CCMP2456 is the source of this 750-nucleotide messenger RNA. Lineage: Eukaryota; Dinophyceae; Suessiales; Symbiodiniaceae. The record is from the annotation of a GenBank genome assembly.